GUGAAGGCAACGACAUCGGGAAGCAAUUCCUCGACGGAGGCGAUGCUUUGCCUGCCCGACGAUGAUCCAGCAGGCAAGGCAGCGCAGAAUUGGAAGCAAGCAAGCAAGCCAUGGCACGGAUGGCGUGAUGUUUGUGUGCUUGGAGGAAGAGUUGAAGAGGCGGUGGCGUCGAUUUCCGGGUUGGGGAAUGGGGUUGAGGUGGUAGAGGGGAAGAAGAAGAAGAAGAAGGAGGAGGAGGAGGGUUAGUUAGGAGGGUUAGAGAAGCAAGCAUUGAGUGGGAAGGAGAAGGGUACAUGGUAGGGGCUCAUGGCGUGGAGGCUGUGGAGACCGUGGUUGCGGUAGGGGAGAUCGCGGAGGCCCUGGCGGAGACCUGGGAGUGCCGCCACGAGCGGCAAUUGAAGAAGGAGGUGGAUAUGGAGUGGGACUGGGCAGAGGUGGAGAGUGAUUUGGAUAUUCAACGGAGAGAGAGCAUGCGGCUGCGGGCCAUUAUCCAUAUGUAUGAGCAGACGUUUCAGCAAUUGCACAAGCAGAAAAUGGAGGCGGGGGGAGUUUCCGUCGAUUGUUCCGUUGCUAUUUAUGAGGAAUUGAAGUUGAGGGUUGCUUCACCUGAAUUUCUGUAUAAGCUGAAACUAAUUGAAUGGGAUGGCGACUCGCCGUGUAAGGAUACCACGGUCUCGACGACCAUAGAUGGAAUAAAUGUGAAGGUUGAUGUAAAUGAUCCGAACUGGUGGUUGUGGCUGUCUAAGAACGACGUGAGUAGAGGUACUGAGGAGGUGCAAGAUGGCUUCGGAGCUGAUGGCUAUGUUCUGGUUAACCAGGUGGAUAUCGUAGAUAGUAUUGCCAGUUUUAUAGCUCGGUAUAUAUCAUCAAUUCCUCAUGCGAAGACUAUUACUCCGAAGGAGCUGCAACAAGCAAUGACACAAGCCUUCACUAAAGUGGAAAAGAAAGGGAGGCUGCAUUCGUUGUGGACCACUGGGAAGUUCCUCUAUACGGCUAGUUCAUGGGGCGCUACAGCACUGUCGAUAUAUAAGCAUCCUGUGGUGAUUCGGGCUGCUUCUAUGGCUGUGUGGACCUCGUGCUGCCUUAUUCUCAAAUUGAUCGCCUAAAUGUUUUUAGAAAUGUAGCCUACUUCUGAUUGGCUCCCAUGGGAGUAAACAUCGACGUGUAAAUAGCUGUACAAUUACAGAUGUUCCUUGCAUUGCUAUGCAUUGUCUCAAUCAUUGUAAGGCACCUUGAAGUCGUAUAGCUACAAGAAGCUAUCUUCGAGUCGUGCAUUUUACGGUUGUUUCAAAUAGCAGGUAGUUAUUUAUCAAUGUUUCUCGUCCAUCCUAGUAGCAUAUAGUAUUCCAACAUUGGCUAUCAUUACAAGUCUUGGCUUUGUUGCGAUAUACGAAACCUUAUCCUCAAGUUCAGAUUACUGCUGGAAACUGGCAGUCCCUGUGUAUUCAGUUAUUUGUUUACGCUCUCAAAAUCUAGGUUCAAGCUAGGUAAUGGAACAUCUUGUCUGACGUUUUGUAACAUAUAUACCUGCACUGUCUUGACCAUGUUUUUACUGGAACUAUUCUAUCA
Messenger RNA from Physcomitrium patens, 1569 nucleotides. RefSeq lists its product as uncharacterized. The record is from RefSeq and is a predicted model, not a curated record. NCBI's taxonomy places the organism in Eukaryota, Viridiplantae, Streptophyta, Bryopsida, Funariales, Funariaceae.